UUGUAUGGUACUCUAUGAUUGUAUGUAUUUCGGUGCUAAAGUUCGCAAUUUGUUUUAUUUUUCUUUUCUGCGGGAUUACCUGUGAGUUAUUUGGCAAGUGUGCGUUAAAAAAAAUAAGUGUCCUAUCGACAUGUAAACUUUUAGUAUGAAUUUAUGAAUAUGAAAUAAUAAUGAAAUUAACUUUUAUUAAUUAUUAUAAAUUCAAUGUAUAGUGGUUUGCGUUUACACGUGUUAUUAUGACAAAUAAAUCCUAAUAGCAAUCAAUAUGUCAGAGGCACAAACAACCAGUAACCAAAUACAAGUAACCAAAAUACAUAAACUUCCACUUAUUUUAAAAAAAAAUUCUAUAAAACCAAGCUCGAAAUGUGGAAUGUUAUUCCGUUGCUUGCCGGGCACGGGCACUUCUAAAACUGUAAUAAAGGAGGAUGUAAUAUACAAGUCUGUCGAGGGUGACUUUCUGCAGGGGAAAUACCCUGGCAUUUGUUUGAUUAAUCGUUUGGACGUUGCUAAAAAUUGUAGUAGCACAGUUGCCUCUUACAAGGGUCCGAACGGUGACGUUAUCAAGCUAACUUCGGACGCUGUGGUUAAAACCAUCGGGCAGGCGAACUACGAUCAAGUGAUCGCGUCUUUGUGUUGUGUUUUCAAUCAGGAGUUGAAAGUUAAGGGCAUACUUGCCUUGCUCUCCGAGACUAUAGCGUCACCAUCACCGGAAACUAAAAAAUAUUGCUCGGUUGUCACGCAGACGUACGAAUCGUCCUUCAAUCAUUUAAUAAGAGAGAAACAGAGGCGCUCACGGAAUCUCGGACGUUCGCAGGUGAAGCCGUACAUCGUGCCAAAAGAAUCUCAAAUUGUGUCCAAAAAGCUUGUCAUACACCCGGCUACUUUUAUGAAACUUGACAAUGUUAAAGUUGAAUUUGAGGAAACUAACACAACUGCCUUACCAGAUACUAGACAGAACAUAGUUGAUAAUGAAGACAAUCCUACCAGGCCAUCAAACAACUUAUUUGAUAAUAAACACAAUCCAACUGGGCCAGAGAGUAACAUAGUUCAUCUUGAAGGGAAUCCAACAGGGCCAUUGAAAAGUACAUGUGAUGUCGAAGGACAGAUACACUUUACAUCAAUUUCAAAAUUGUCUAAUAAAGGUUCUGAAGAGACAAGACUAAAACUUGAGACCAUUAAACAGGAGCAUGAUAACGAAUGUACUGAUGAUUUUUUAUCAUGUGAUGAAAACAAGACUAACUCAUAUGACUGUGAUGCAUUCCCUGAAUUGAAUCAAUUUAUUCAUGAGGACAGCAUUAUCUCUGAUGUCAGUGUCAGUAAUUUAUCAAUAGGAAGCCUUAGUAUACCAGGUAUAGAGAGAAAUGCACAGUCAAUACUUAACUACAUAGAUAGACACACAGAAUUUGAUUACCUAGAUAACAAUCAAUGUGCAAGUGAAGUUACAAAUCUAAAAUUAAUAAUGGUUGACGGGUCAACAGUCACAGUAAAGGGAAAUCCGGACCCAUUUCAUAUAGCGACACCAGAUAUUUUGAAAGAUUUGACACUCGAUGAUCAGAAAAAAUUGAUGCUGCACCAAGCAUAUUUAGAUUGGAAAUACUGUCUGCAAAGAAAUGAAGAUAAUAAUUUACCAAUACAUAUAGCAGUUCUCAACAAUGACGUUAAUUUAGUCAAUAGGCAGUGCCUUGUACUGAAGAGCAAAAAUGAAUCAAUCGACAUUGCGGCUUCUGGGAACUUAACAGCAUUACAAAUGGCAGUAUUCCAAGACUGUCCGGAGUGCACCGCUGUGUUGCUAGCUCAAGGCGCAGACUUGAUGGUACGGGAUGAUGAAGCGAGGACUGUCCUGCACUUGGCGGCCGAGAUAGGCGCCAAGCACGUCGAAGCUAUAGUGGAGCAUUGCUACAGUAAUGCCAGGCAAAUAUUAAAAGAGCAUUGUGAGUUAUGGAAACCAGAAUUAGAAAAUAAAACGGACGAUAAACUUGUCAAUUACUUGCUAAUAAAACUCAGCAUGAUGUAUGAUAAUCAGGGCUAUACCCCGCUCAUGUUGGCCAGUAAGCUGGGCAACGACGCGGCGGUGCGCUUGCUGGUGUACGCGGCGCCCAGCACCGUCAACAUGGCGAUGCCCACCUGUGGGAACACCGCGCUCUACCUCGCCUGUGCCGCAGCUUGCACCGAGGCGCUCAAUCGCGGUGACAAAACAAAAAUACCGGAGAACUAUAAAAAGACCAUUGAAAUUUUAAUCGAAAAUGGCGCCGACCCGGCGAUAGAGAACAACUCCGGCACCAACGUCACUCUGCUACUCACAGAGUUCCAAGACAUUACUUUGUCUUGCCUCAUAUCGUCCAAGCUCUCGGGUUUCAACGGUUGCGAUGGUAGGCAAUACGAUACCGUCAUGCUCGUCAAAGACGCGAAAGGCGUCAUCACUGUUAAAGAAUUGAACAAAAACCAGGCCAAUUCAAAUCAUCCGAAGGUUUAUACAAAUCCCAAAGGAAUAAGUAAAGAUACAAGGUAUACUGUUGUGACACCAACCAAGGAAAUGAAUACAAAACUGGCAGCCAAACCCAGUGAUGAUGAUAAAAAGACUGACACUGCUAAACCUGUGAUAUUAAAAAAUUUGCCUGUCAUCACGAAAAUAUCAACGUUUGGUAUGAAGAAAGUGGUUUCGAUCAAAGACAUAUCUCUUAUGUCGGGUAAUGACAAAGGUCUGUUGACCCAAAUAACCACUAAAUCCAAUCCAAAGAAACCAAGUGCCUCGUCGUCUUUGAGUGCCACCACGAAAGCACCAAAAUUUUUGAAAAUCUUGCCUAAACCAGCACCGAAAAAGGUGAUAAGUAAUACACCAAUUAUACUUAAAAAUACACUUAAAAGACAUAUUUCUGAUAACAGUGAGAACUCGCCGUCAAGUUCCAGUAAAAUAAAAAAAACAUAGAAUAAUAUAAACUAGCCUGAAUUUACAAAUCCAAUGGAUCCAAACGAAUGGAUCAUUGUACUGUUUUACAAUACUAUUUUUACAAAGGUAUUUUGAAGGACUGACAGAUAUAAAUUAUGGGUAUUGUAGUACCUACUCAAUAACAAAAAAGUGUAGACCUAUAGAUUUUUUUACAGUAAUAAAAAACUAUUAUAAAUUAUAAUUAUUAGUCUUGCUCUGAAAAUGUGUUUUUUAAUAUUUACUAUUUAAUUUCUAAAUUGAACCUACAGAGGAAUGACAGGUAUACCAACCCUAAAUAAGAAAAAAGUCCAAUCUUAAAACCCUUUUCUUAUUUAAGGUGGGCAUAUCUAAAUUUUAAAUGUAUUAUUUCGAAAUUCUGCUGGAAUUACGAUAUAAUAGUCAGGGAUCCCUAGAACAUUUUUACCUAGAACCUGAAUACUAACAAGCAAAUUUUUCCUGAGUAGCUUCCAUCUCGAUAAGAAGAUAUUUUUUUUUUAUUUACGAAAAUUCUUGAUUCUGAUAGCUAACUAAGUUACCAGGAAAUGAAAGCGUCAGAACGAGAUAAUGUACCAUGCAAAUUUGUAGGACAAUAUGGCUGUUAAAUUGUAUAACUAUUAAUUAAGCUACAGUAAAAAAACAGCUGGUUAGUAACAACUUUUAAUAAACUCGUUAUUGAUACAAGUUGGGAGGAGGGUAGAGUUACAAAAGUUGUUGCUAACCACAUCGAUCGUAGAUCGUUAGAUGGGCCUCAAAGCGUUGCGGAAUUGUCAUUGGUUUCGCACAUUGAGUACGCCAUCACUCGUAACACAUUUCUCUUUAUUCAUGUUGUGGCUUGUGUAUUUACACUUCCAAAAUGAACACGAAGGCAUAAUUAAGGGAUUAAAAUAAGAAAAAACAGUAAAUAUUUUUUUUAAGUCCACGUCAACUCACAGCAUGCGCUUGUUACGUACUAAGAUAAAAUGUGCAUGCACGUCUUUGGGUAAUGACAUAAAAUUGUGCGUUCUCUAAUAUGGAGGGGCCCAUCUAACGAUUUAUAUCGAUGGCUAACCAUACGUUUUUUUUCUCACGAAAAAUUAGCUUGUUAGUUAAUCAGGUGUACAAAAUGUUCUAGGGAUCCCUGACUCCCUCCAUAUUAGAGAACGCACAAUUUCAUGUCAUUACCUGCCAAAAACAUGUUUAUGGCGGUUAUGUUCAUUGUCAUUAGCUUAAACGUUUAUAUUGUGAUAACUUUUAAUAAAGCAAGUCUCGAAAAGUCGUAGUGAUAUAUAGAUGUCGAUAUAGAAAUCUAAUUUUAUUACGAAAUCAUGUUUGGACCAUAGACUAAAAAAAAUAUGGAGGAUAGAAGUAAGGACGUCUUUAUGGGAAACAAGUUGAAAGUGUCUGACUGUUUUUAUGGUUUGCAGGGUGUCGAGUUAAAAACUUAGUAACUCAACUAUCAAUAAAAUGCUAUUGAUGUAUGUACUUGUUCCAAAGUUACGUUAUACAAAUAUAACCUACAGUUUUUGGCACUUUUUUGAACUCUGUGACGUAUAUGAAUUAAGACAGAACCUUUAAUUCAUACAGAGGUGGAUGUCUAACGAUCAAAUGGGAUGUGACGUUUAAAAAUCUCAACUGGACAGUGAUGUCAUAUAGACCGGCACACCGCACCAGGAGGACUAUUCUGUAACGAUGUUCUGUUUAACUCGCUAGUGCGAGUUUCGAUUUAACCUCUAUCGUUCUCUUUCUAUUGUAUCGUGUUAGACAGAGAGAAAUAAAGGGGAAUUCGAAACUCGCACUUACGAGUUAUAUAAAACAUCGUCACAGAAAAGGCUUGGCAAAUUCAUUCGUAACACUCCCGAUGGUCCGCGGAGCGGCGGGGGCCUGUAUCGAUGAUAGAAAAAAAAGUUUAACGCUACACAUAAAUUAUUACGCUACGAAUAAGUCUUAAGAUAUCCUCUGAACAUCCUAUUAACAUAACUCGAUAUUAUAUUAAAUGAGUAUAUUAUUUGUGUAUUAUUAGAGAUUAAUUAACUAUUUAAAUAAAUAUAAUUGGCACAAUAAAAAGGACGCAUAAUUAUUUUAAUAAAAACAUAACAACAUCUUCCUAUUGAAUAUUUAUAAAAAAAAAUGUUUUUAUAAUAUUGAUAUUUAUAACAUAUUCGGUUGUCUUGACAACAAAUAUCUUAGGUCGUCGGACUCGUUUUCGCAUAUGAAUAUCGUGUGCGUUUUGUUCUGACAGCCGCAGGUCAUUUAAUAAGAGUUGUUGUCGACAGUGACUGUCCACGACUGAUGCACUUGAAUUUUGGUUUGGCCCCUGCCCCGCGCGCGCUAUUACACACCCCCGCAGUCUCAGGCCCCCCGUCGCCUGCAUACCAUGGGAGUGUCGUUUUGGAUCGAGAUAAUAUUACCUACAUGUUGACACUCCUUAAAGGUGGGUACAGAUUGGUGCAAUGCAACAUGUAAUGUAAUAUUCUGCCUUACAUUGCAUGUUCCCUGCUGCCUUGGACGUGUGGCGCGCGCGGUACGCGCAUUGACUACGUAUCAUUCGAAAACAUCUGUUCCCGCAUUUCGUAACAAACAUUAUUAAUUAACAUUAUUGCACUUUAGUCUUUAAAGUAUAGUACACCAAUCUGUACCCACCUACCUCUAGCCUCUUUACUACUGUUGCAGGAAGUUAAUUUUCUACGUUAAAAUAUUUUAUUUAUGUUGUAACGUGUAACGUUGUAUAUGCAUGAUCUAAUAUAAUAUCCAAGUUUACACAGCGAGACAAGUUACAAGCCCUCAAGAUUUAAAAAGCAAUUGCUUGAAAUAUUACUGGCUGAAAUAUUUAUUGAAAUUUCAAUUUGUUAUGUAAAUAAUGCAAUAAAUUUACAAACUGAUGUUACAAACCAAUUCAUUUAUAAUUUUUGAUUUUGUAUUAUAAUUAUAGUGCGUUAUCUGAAUAGAUUGUUGGAAUAACCUUAUAAAUUAGGAUAUACGGCAGCAAAAUGUGUAAAAAUAGGAUAAGUUGUGUGUCGCAUAACGCAUGAUGGGGUUGUUCAAAUGACGCCGCCUGUGCUAUUUGUAAUAAUGACAUAUCAUAUAUAAGUGAAAAAGGAUAUGCAUUAUGAUAUUUACUUGGGUUUUUGUUACCUGUAAUAGCAGGUAUAAAAAACGUUCUGCCAAAAAGUCGACACAAUUGUCUAAAAUCUCUCGCGAAAACUGAACUCAAGAAUUACACAGAAUUAUUUGUUGUACUAUUAUCACAAUUAAUUUUAAAGAAUCCUACUGUUUAUUUUUUGUAAAAAAAAUAAGUUUGACAUUUGGUCGAUUUUUAGGUAUGGAGUAUUUUCGAAUGCAAAUGUAAUUACACAAAAAACACAAAUAUGGGUUCUAACGGUGCCUAAUAAAAAGCCCGUCUCAAACCUGUAUGAAGUGAGAGUAAAAACCGCAAAUCUACCUCAUGAAUAUCUGAUAGGUAUAUUGUAACUAUUAGUUUUUUUUUAUUUUAAGCUCUCAGUCGAAGUUUUAGAUAUAAUAUUUAAGGGCGAAAUUUCACAAAUAUUAGAUAUAUUCCUUCUCCUCGAUUAUAAUCAAUCAAUGGGACUUUUUUUUGACUUUAUUCACAACAAAAAAAGCAUCACGCUUUCGGGGAAUUUCCAGACCCAAUCAAUCUCAUAGGAGAAUGAUCGGGAAUUCCCCGUUCGCUAUGUAUUAUAUUCGUACCCAACAUUCUCAGCCGCGUCUGUUGAAUACGCGAGAAGCCUCAAUCAUUCUCACAAACCCUACUGUCGUUGGUUUAAGAAUUUCUUUUAGUGUAAGCAAUGGUACAUUUUAAUAUUAAUAACACUAUGUAAGGCUACAUCAUCGCGUCUGUAAAAUAAUGAAGAUAAAGCCAAAAUACUGAUAACUGUGUACUAAUGACCUGCUACAAUACAUACCUAGUAUAGAGUAACUAGCAAAGAGUAACUUUACUUUGUGACCGCUAUAGCGAAACAGUUGAAUCUUCCCCUGCGCAGUACAAGUACAGGAAAUGACGUCAGAGGGUAGUGAGGGACGAGCGGACCCCCAAAAAUACCCCUUUUCGCCCGUACCUCUUGACAAUGGUAACUCUGUCGUCAUACCCUAGCACUUUAGAACUAUAGUAAAAUUAUUAAUUCCAGUCACUAAAAUGACAAGUGCAACUGUCACUGAAAUGUCAUUCUACUGAUUGGAAUUAAUAAUCAUAAGUAAGGUUGAAAUCGUAUGUACGAUUAUUAAUUCCAGUCAGUAAAAUGACAUUUCAGUGACAGUUGCAGCUGUCAUUUUACUGAUUGGAAUUAAUAUUCAUACUUUAAGUUGUAUACUGCAGAAAGUAGAUCUCGCAGUUUUAUCUGCUUUUGAGACUUCUCACUCCAACAAGUCGGCAACUCAGUUUUAUAAUGGAAAUAAUUUAAAGUAGGGUAUAAAACAAUAAAGGCAUCAAAAUAUAAGUUACAAAAUUAAGUAAGUACGUGCCACAUAAACCGAUUCGGAACUCCCCUACGAAGUUGGGUGUUUCUGAAAAAAUUUUAACCGGAUUAAAAAAAGAUAAUACCUCAAUCUACUAUACAGGUUGUUUCGUAAUCUUAACCACGAAUUGAGGAUUAAUGAAUAUUCGUAAUAACGAUUAUGAAAUCGCGAAGACGUCGUGCAAAAUGAGUUAUGACAUCGAAGUUUCGUUUACUCAUUUAUAACUCGAUAGAACUCUUUCUAUGAUCUAAAUUGAAGCAAUUUUCGGAGGCUGAUUUUGCAUAAUGACUUUAAUCGUAUGUGUAUCUACUUUAUUUUUGAAAAUAUUGAAAAUUUCUUUUUUUUUUGUUUUUGUAUAAAGCAAUGUAUAAGAAUUUUUAAGGAAUACUAUAAAAACUUUCAUUAGUUACUGUAGGAUCAACAUAACACAGUAUAACAUGUAUGAGCAGGUUCUCUAUGUAAUAUAAUUAAAGGAUAUUUGUAGAUAAUACUUUGUUGUACAUUAAAUGCUUUGUUGUUGCAUAAAAAGAGGAUCAUAGUCUCUACCUUUUGAAACCGUAGAAAUAUUAUGUAUAAAGGAUAAUAUUAUGUACUGUAUACUAAAUACCUGAAUGUAUACUAAUUACCUGAAUGUAUACUAAAUACCUGAAUUUGUCAGAACAUUCCCAGUUUCAAUUUAUUCAGAGUUUUUAAUCAUGAGCUUUACCAUGCAACGUGAAAACUACUCCGCCGCGAUGCAUGAACGUUUUAAGAACAACCGUUAAUUAAUUUCAGUAUUAUAGAAAACAAACAAGGUUAAAUACAAAAUUUUAUCGGAACAUCUUUAUAUGUAGGAAUCCUUUAGGAACUGGAUGAAUGAAAAUAUAUUUUUUUUUCAUUGAAUAAAAUAUUAUUCAAAGCAAGCUUCGCUGUGGCUGGUUUUUAUAUUAAUUAAUAUUUUUAAAAAUACUUUUUUUUUCUAUUUACCUAGCGUAAAUAUUGUAUUUUUUUUUUGUAUCGUAUAUUUUGGUAGAAUUUACUUGUGGUUUAACGUCGUAUUAUGUAUAUUAUAUUCGUUUAUACGAAAAAAAAAAAACUGAAAAAUCUUCAAAAAAAUAUAUAAAUAUGAAAAAUAUUGAAAAAAAUGUAAAAGUAUAAUUUUAAUUAUUUAAUUUAUUAAUUUUGCACUAAAGUUGGCCCUUUAAGUUUUUUUUAAAUAAACGUCCGAGUGACGUCUAUGCCCGUGGUAUAUUGGCGUACAAAACGAACACUUAGCACGUAAUUAGUGAUAAAUUGAGUGCCUGUAAUAGCCAGACCUUCGGGAUUUUUUAAAAUGCCUCCUAACAUAGGUAAAUGCCGUAUUCAAUACACUUGCCUUGCCUUGCCACCGUACGGUAAGGCAAGUGUAUUGAAUUUAGAUCGUGCUUGGCUUUGGUAGGCAGCAGGUUACAAGGACUUAGACUCACCACUCAUUUUCAUUUAAUUUUUUUUCACCGGCUUGCUAUGCUUGGAGCAUAAAUCGUAUUUUUGUGUAUUUCGACAUAAGUGAAAUCAUGUCCUCAGCCAGUAUAGCCAGUAAUUUAAGAGUGGCUACGUGGCAACAUUUUAAAUUUUGUAAGGGUUUCUUGGAAGGGUUGCCAUGUAGAUCAUCAAGAUUCUGUAGAAGAUAUAAAAUUAUCCUUCCUUUUACUGCUUCGCCGUAGUCGGAUAAUUACGCUCGAAGGUCCGUUUAUAUCUACAGACGGGCCGCGCCCGGCCAGUAUUCGCGGAAAGAAUAUUUUGUCUGUGCGGUUCAUGUCUGUAGUCCUUUUCAUGAAACCUGAACUAAAAUUGACAGCGCCUUACAUAAAUGACAAUAAGACCGCCAUUACCAAAUGACAAUGUGUGCCAUUAAGACAUUAGUGCCGCGUCAGGGGGACUUCUUUCAUGAAAAGGACUUUAAGUGUCUCUAGCUAGCUACCUGCUGGGCAGUGUGAAUAGGCGGUGUCUGUGGGUGUCUGCCAUGCUUCUUGUCUGUGACGCAUUGUGUCUGUGGAUAUAAACGGACCUUACUUUGGCUAUUGAGGGGCUGGAAUCUUGUAACCUGCUCUACUCCCAAUCCAUCCAUUUGUUUUUUUACUUUAUUCUGCGUCAUUUGUUAUGGAAGAAAAUAUACCUAUAUUGAAAAAUAUAAAUGUAUUAGGGUUGAAUGUUCAAUUAUUUGGCGUUGAAUGUGUUAUUAUAAUCGGAUGCAAUCUUUAUGACGGCUCGGAAAUAAGCUGCGGAUGUCGCUACGCGCAUAAAGUCAAGGCUCGUGAGGUUAUUUCUGUAGGAGGAGUGCGCGGGGUGAUGCCCCACCGUCGCGCCCUUAUGUUACCGCUGACAUCUAAAAUCUUGCAUUGCGCUUAACGCACGAUGUUUCGCAACGUCAUAAAGUCUGCAUCCAACUAUACUUCGUUUAUCGUUUAUCAUUAUAAUCUUCGAACUUGAGUCAAAACUAAAUAGGUACGUACAAUAUACAGGAAGAAAUUUUUUCAAGUACGGAUAUUUUUAUAUUUUGUACAUAAACAAAAUUUAAUGAACACGUAUUUUUUCUUUUUUUUUUUAACUCAACAAUAACAAAGUUAUCGUUAGCUAAAGUUUAAACAUUUAAACAGAAUUUGAGGGUCACCCUAUCGCUGUACUAAGUAAUAGCACAGUAAUAGGCAACUACAGAAUGGUUGUAUCAAUCAGCUGGUAGGUACUAGGUUAGCGAGCGCCCGCGCCGAGGGCCGUUGACCUUUCUACGUUUAUUUUUGUACCUAUUAUUUUUUAUAAUAAUUAAAGGUCGUCACUUUUGAGUUGAGUAUCGAUUUUCCCUUCAUACUUUAUUGGGCUUAGGACCAUCAAUAAUGCGUAGUAAUAAUAAAAAUUAUAAACUUUCGAUUGGAAUAAUGAAAUACAAAUGAUGAUUAUUAUUACGCAAACUUUUGCUUUAAAGGAUGAUUCGACUUAAAUGCGCAAGCGACGGCAGAUUGUCUGUCACUGGUCGCCCAUCGGCAAUUCGGCAGGCGUCCUCAGGGAUUUUUCGAUCCCUCACCCCUGCCACCCCCGUCAGCCGAAGCCGAAGCGAUAUGACUACUGCCGGUAUUUCUUUGUCGGCGUCUUACAAAGUGCCGCCAGCAGUUGCGCAGUUUGUUUGGGAAUGUGUCCAUUAUUUUGUUAUUUCUGAGACAUAAAUUGAAAAAAAAAAUUACAUAAAAUGUAUCGAACUGUUUGUAGAUUUAUGUUCUAUUAAUGAUACAGAACCACGAAAAAAAAUGUCCGCACUAAAGUCCGAAUCACCCUGUAGAACAUUAUUUCGCCAGUCUCUUAUAAGUAACGUUUGCCGAUGUGUAACAUCUUUCUCUUCCUUUCUUGCAAUUUGUGAAAGCCGUAUCGUGAGACGGAAUUAUAUGAUGAUGAUGGAUGCUAGCCACCCACCGGGAUCCCUAGCCCAAUCCCCCAGGGGAUCCCCGUGAACUCAUACGUUCAUCAGGAUCCCCUUAAAAUAAAAUAAGUAAAGAUAGUAGCGCACUGGGUUCACUCAUCAUGUGUUGGUCGCGAUGUGCAUAAUGCCUCAAUUUGAAGCAAAAAUCGCUACUAAGGGUUCAUUUACACGAGCAGCAACUGCUACCGACGACUGCAGUCGCCUGCAAUGGGGAUGAUGAUAGGUUUGAUUAUAUUGAUUUUUAUGAUACAUUCGGGUAAAUAAGGUCAAUGUUAACUAAUUUAUACAUAAAAAGCAAAGAUUGUCUGGAUAUUUGCAUAAUAAAUAAGAUUAUAAAAUUUCAAAAUGUAAUGAAUUUUUUUUAUCGUAAUUUGAUGAAAAUUUAUACAGUUUUAGCUUCCUUACAUUAAAUGUGACAUUUUUCAAUAAAUGAACUAUAAACAUAAAAGCACAAAUAACAAAGAUAUUAGCAAUUUUGUUUCAACGCCCAUACAAACCUAACGAUCAGCGAGCCAACGACGUCACUAAAUCGUACCAUUUUGUAUGGAGCGUUUUUCAGGGAUCCGCGGCAUUGCUGCAAAUCUGACCUUUUAAAUCCCUGUAGCUCCGAAAGUAAUGAUCGCAGAUACCCUGUUACUUUUACAAAAUUGCUUUACUCUUAAUUUAUAUACAAUUUAAAAAACUGUCAUCAUCCCUAUUGCUGCUCCUGUAAAUGAACACGUUGAGUUUUUUAGACGUCAUGCCGGCAGCGCUGCAAAAUUGUGGGCAAAUUGGACCGUGGGUGGCUAGUAUAAGCUGGAGGAGAAAGUGUGCGCUAUUUUUAACCAAUGAGCGCGUGAGGUGCUACAGUUCGCCGACAGGUUGUUUAAGUAGGUACCUACCCUCAUAUCAGAAAACUUUAAUUAAGUAUGUAAUUGAUAGAAUUUUAUAUGUAUUCAUCACGUGCAUAUUGAAAUAGAAUUAAACAAGAUAAAUAGUCUGGCGAAUGAAAGUAGAGACUGAAAUCGCCCUCCAAAUUUAAAAAAUCAUUUAAACAAAUUAAAAAAAACAUGCGUUUUCAUAAUUUGUUUAAAUUAUAUUUUCGUUUGUGAAUUCAUUACUACCUAUAUAUUAAACUCAGUUAUUCCAAUAUUUGCACUAUAAUUGUCAGAAUUUACUCUGAUUUUUUUUAAUUUGGCGGGCGAUUUCAGUGUCUAUAACUGGAUUGAUAGCUUUAUAGACAACUUCAAAAAAGACGGCUCUCCUCCCUCGGCCUUUUAUCGGUUGUAGCUAAUAUUUAAGAUUUCUUUUCUUGGUUUUUGUUGGUUGAGUGUAAAGAACUCCAAUUUCGUUCGUUUCAUAAAAUCAACUGAAGUUUUACUACUACUAUUAUCCUAUCGUUUCGUAAUCUACAGCAAUCUACUAAAAUUGUUUUUAGUAUAUAAUGUUGAUUGUUAAGGUGUGACGUCAGAUGUUACACAUUGCUAUGCGACUAUUGUACCUAACUAAGGUUCACCUAUUUUUGUUUUACUCGUCUAUUGUUUCUAAAAGACUAUUCUUGUGUUCAGUUAAUUAUGUGGAAAAUAAAAUUAUUUUAAUUUAAA
Molecule: messenger RNA, 12385 nt
Organism: Bicyclus anynana (squinting bush brown)
Lineage: Eukaryota; Metazoa; Arthropoda; Insecta; Lepidoptera; Nymphalidae
Exons: 6
Coding region: 266-2926 (886 amino acids)
Cellular component (GO): cytoplasm; nucleus
Molecular function (GO): protein binding
Source: RefSeq, a predicted model, not a curated record